Molecule: messenger RNA, 2249 nt
Organism: Pollicipes pollicipes
Lineage: Eukaryota; Metazoa; Arthropoda; Thecostraca; Pollicipedomorpha; Pollicipedidae
Product: B-cell lymphoma/leukemia 11B
Exons: 4
Coding region: 20-1906 (628 amino acids)
Biological process (GO): regulation of transcription by RNA polymerase II
Cellular component (GO): nucleus
Molecular function (GO): RNA polymerase II cis-regulatory region sequence-specific DNA binding; DNA-binding transcription factor activity
Source: RefSeq, a predicted model, not a curated record
GGGGCCGGUGGGCGAGGCGAUGACGUGUCGAAUCUGCCAGCGCGACUUUGACCUGGCCGACUUCAUCCGCUUCAUUCACCACUGGGCACUGAACUGUUCCGGCGAGCAGGCGGGGGGCGUACACGGCCAUUCUGCGACCCACCUAACGCCUUCCGGCGAGAGCGACGACGAGUUCAGCCUUAACGGCGACGCACAGCGCCGCCUAGCGGCUAGCUUUCUGCGACAGCUGGCGCCCUCUUCCCGCGACCGCGAGAACCUCGAGUGCAACGGACUGUCACCAGCUCCCUCCAGCAUGUCCAGUGGCUCUUCGGUUGUUAAGAAGGAGGACAUACCGAAAAGAUACAAGGACGAAGACACCGAUCGGGAAAAGCGGAAACAUCUUCUUGUCAACGCGGGUGCAAAUACUGCCGAGUCAGGACCCUGGAACUACGUUUGCUUCACAUGCAAGGACAGCUUUCAUUCGGCGUGGGCUCUGGUGCGGCACGUUCAGGAGCGGCACCAGGUCAAGAUCUACGUGGAAGAAUUGGCUGACUCUCGGCGCUCCCUGACUCCCUCCCCAAGGCCCGGCUCGACCUCGCCCCGAGCCGCGUCCUCCCCGCCGCCGGCGUCACCGUCGUCCCCGCAGCGGGGCUCCUCCUCGCCUCUCCGCAGUCCGCCAACGCCGGCCGACGCCGAAGAGUCGGCCGCUCAGGGGGCGCGCCAGCCGGUCUCCUGCAGCCCGGGGCUGGCGACGCGUCGUGAGCGGCCUCGCGCCUGCGAGUACUGUCACAAGGUGUUCCGCUUCCAGAGCAACCUGAUCGUGCACCGGCGCAUCCACACGGGCGAGAAGCCGUACAAGUGUCACAUCUGCAACCACGCCUGCACACAGAGCUCUAAGCUCAAGCGGCACAUGAAAACCCAUCUGCACGACCUGGGCGGUGGCGCGGCAGGCAGCGCCGCCGCUGCCGCCGCCGCCUCCGCAGCCGCGGAUGACAUGUAUGCCCGAGGUGACGACUCCAGCGCGCUCGACGACGACGACGACGAGCCGGACGAGGAGGACGAGAUGGAGACGGCCGAUGACGACGGCCCGGAAGACCUGUCGACGAGGUCGGCGGCCAGAGAGGCGAGCCCAGCUACCGACCGCACGUCGCUGGUGGGCGAGCUGAUGGACAAGUUCGGCCUCUCCAGCAUUAACGCCUACCGGGACGCCUAUCGACAGGCUCUGAGCGAGUCGGGCAAGGAGAACACGUCGGGAGGGGUGGCCGAGCGCGCGCUCACCGCCGACCAGUGUCGACUGACCGCCCCAGCGGACGUCUACAAGCUGCCCGCCGGACUCGACUCGUAUAAGCUUCCAGGAGGGAUGGAUGCGUACAGGCUGGCGGGUGGUCUGGACUCGUUUAAGCUCCCCGGAGCGCUAGACGCCUACAAGCUCCCAGCCGGCCUCGAGUCGUACAAGCCUCCCGGAGGGAUGGACCCCUACAAGCUUCCCGGCGGACUGGAGUCGUACAAGUUCCCGGCCAAGCUGGACCCGUACAAGCCCCCGAGCCGAGAGGAGGCCUUCGGGCUGAAGUCGUCGGCUGAACUAACCAGUGCACCGUCGUCGCCGUUGUCACGGCGUCAGCGGCGCGACACGUGCGAAUACUGCGGCAAGGUGUUCAAGAACGGCUCCAACCUGACCGUACACAAGCGGUCCCACACGGGAGAGAAGCCCUACCGAUGUCGCAUGUGCAACUACGCCUGCGCGCAGAGCAGCAAGCUGACGCGCCACAUGAAGACGCACGGCCGCAUGGGCAAGGACGUGUUCCAGUGCCGCUUCUGCGGCAUGCCCUUCUCCGUGGCGUCCACGCUGGAGAAGCACAUGAGGAAGUGUGUGGUCAGCAAGAGUAACAAGUCCGGCUUCCGGCCGACGGUGUUGCCCAGCCACUGACCGCCACGAACUGGUGACGUCACGUUAAUGCCCUGAAAACUAUCCCGUGACGUCACUAAAAUAGUCGUGCUGGUGAGAUUGCGGUGUCUGGUGGGUUUGUGUGCCGAAGAAGUACAACUUUCUACGCAGUAUUAGCGACCGGCAGCCUUAAGGUCACUUUACCAAAAACCAAAAAAUGUAUGCCUGCAGGCGGGUGCGUGGGACGCGAGACAAGUACCUUCAUUUUUGAGUCCUGGGAUGGUAGUAAACCACUUGAGUGUUCUCGUAAUGUAUCAGAGAGCAAUUUGUGAAUAUCUCACCGCGUGUAGCGUUCCAUUCACAUAUAUUCGUGAUCUAAAUAGAA